GGAAUAAAUUAGGCAAAAAGUCAAAUCCCAUAAUGAUUUGGCCCUUGUAAACAAUGUGCUUUUUGGCAAAAGAUUAUAUAAGUUGAGCAAUUUAGGUUAGAGAGGAAGAGAUCUUUUCCAUAUUUCCAACAAAUUUUUCCUUAUCCGCCGUUUGGUACUCGGACAAUUUCCUUAACUGUUCCUAAAUCUUCGUUCUCGCAUAUAUUUAUUUCCCUUUUCCCUAACUCCAUCACUCAUCGUUUCUGUAUAUGUCUGAAUCCCAAAAAUUUCUUCCCUUCAUCUCUAGAGAGAGAGAGAGAGAGAGAGAGUGUGUAAUUAAUUAAAGAUGGGCGUGAAGGGAUUUGUGGAAGGCGGCAUUGCUUCGAUUGUAGCGGGGUGCAGCACCCACCCAUUAGAUUUAAUCAAGGUCCGCAUGCAGCUUCAGGGCGAGGCUGCUAUGGCCUUGCAUGGCGGCGCCGCACUCACUGUACAGGGACCCAUCUCCGUCGGUCUUCGAAUCAUCCAGCAAGACGGCCCCAAGGCGCUCUUCUCCGGCGUCUCCGCCACCGUCCUCCGCCAGACUCUCUACUCCACCACCAGAAUGGGGCUCUACGAAAUCCUCAAGAACAAGUGGACCGAUCCCAACACCAACACCCUUCCCCUCCCGACAAAAAUCGCCGCAGGCCUCAUCUCCGGAGCUGUCGGCGCCGCCGUGGGGAAUCCCGCCGACGUGGCCAUGGUCCGCAUGCAGGCCGACGGCCGCCUCCCUCUAUCGCAGCGCCGCAACUACAAGAGCGUGGUCGACGCCAUUUCGCAGAUGGCAAAGAAGGAGGGGAUUGCUAGCCUGUGGCGCGGAUCGUCCCUUACGGUGAACCGCGCCAUGGUGGUGACGGCGUCGCAGCUGGCGUCCUACGAUCACUUCAAGGAGAUGAUUUUGGAAAAGAAUUUGAUCAAGGACGGACUGGGGACACACGUCACGGCGAGCUUCGCCGCGGGGUUUGUGGCGGCGGUGGCAUCGAACCCGGUGGACGUGAUCAAGACGCGGGUGAUGAAUAUGAAAGUGGAGGCGGGGAAGGCGGCGCCGUACAGAGGAGCGGUAGACUGCGCGGUGAAGACGAUUAAGGCGGAGGGGCCCAUGGCGCUCUACAAAGGAUUCAUUCCCACCAUAUCGCGGCAGGGGCCUUUUACUGUAGUUUUGUUUGUUACGUUAGAGCAAGUUCGUAAAUUGUUCAAGGAUUUUUGAAGGACUACGUCCAUGAAAAUGAAGACAUAUUUUAAUUUUUUAUGAUGGUUUAAAAGUAAUUAAUCAUAGUUUUAUAGAGUUGUUAACUUAUUUGUUCUUUCUAUUAUUUAUUGUAACUACUCCCACAGUCCAACGAAUCUUAAUGCAUAUUUCUUUUUGGACCGUC
Salvia miltiorrhiza (redroot sage) is the source of this 1388-nucleotide messenger RNA. RefSeq names its product mitochondrial uncoupling protein 5-like. The transcript has a single exon. The coding region runs from base 326 to 1222 and encodes 298 amino acids. Gene Ontology annotation, biological process: thiosulfate transport; malate transmembrane transport; oxaloacetate transport. The record is from RefSeq and is a predicted model, not a curated record. Lineage: Eukaryota; Viridiplantae; Streptophyta; Magnoliopsida; Lamiales; Lamiaceae. Gene Ontology annotation, molecular function: oxaloacetate transmembrane transporter activity; sulfate transmembrane transporter activity; antiporter activity.